Messenger RNA from Plectropomus leopardus (leopard coralgrouper), 502 nucleotides. Lineage: Eukaryota; Metazoa; Chordata; Actinopteri; Perciformes; Serranidae. The record is from RefSeq and is a predicted model, not a curated record.
AAGAAGAAGAGGAGGAGGAAGAUGGCGCGGUGUUAGAUGUAAACAAAGAUGUUUUAAAAUGACUUUGAUCGUUAAAUUAAGAAGAAGAAGAUUUAACUCCUGAAAAUAUAAAUCCUCAAACUGAAGAUUCACCUCCAACCAGCUGCUGCUCCACCUGAUCCACAGGUCAGACCCGGCCCAGCCCGGCCCGGUCUGAUCCCGUCUGACCUGGUCUGAUCCGGUCUGACCUGGUCUGCUCUGGUCCAGGUCGGGAUGGCGGGUCGAGGUGGCGGUCGAGGUCGGAGGAUGAUGAGUUUCAGUGUGGAGGCGGUCGGCAUCAGCAGAGGAGACAGUUUACCUCCAUCCAUCCAACAACCCACACCUCUGUUUCCUGUGAUGGAGCAGAAGCCCCUCCCCCUGACAGGUGGCGAGGAGGCGGAGUAUCUGUUGGCUCUCAAACAGGAGUUCAGAGGAGCCAUGAAGAGUCUGCCCUUCUUCAUCCAACCAGCUGUUGCACACAGAG